Molecule: messenger RNA, 1965 nt
Organism: Coniophora puteana RWD-64-598 SS2
Lineage: Eukaryota; Fungi; Basidiomycota; Agaricomycetes; Boletales; Coniophoraceae
Product: glycoside hydrolase family 51 protein
Exons: 23
Coding region: 1-1965 (654 amino acids)
Biological process (GO): L-arabinose metabolic process
Molecular function (GO): alpha-L-arabinofuranosidase activity
Source: RefSeq, a predicted model, not a curated record
AUGCUCCAAGGACGCGUUGGACGUGCUGCUGCCUUGCUAGGUGCUGCUACUGCGGCACUGGCUGCAACGACCGUUGUGGUCAACGGCACGGCAAGUCAUGCUAUCCCUUCUACGCUUUAUGGACAGAUGUUUGAGGAUAUCAAUGGCGGAGAUGGUGGUUUGUACGCCGAGUUGCUGCAGAACCGUGCUUUCCAGCAAGUAACGCCUGGCGAUGCAACCGCAUUGUAUGCAUGGGCUGCUGUCAACGGAGGAAACAUCACUGUCAUUGCCGAUUCUGACCCGGUGUCAUCUGCGCUGCCGAACUCUUUACAGCUGACCAUCCCAUCGGGCGCAUCUGGUUCAGUCGGAUUUGGAAACGAAGGCUACUAUGGUAUCAACGUCAAUUCCUCUUGGACGUACAACGCUUCCUUCUACUAUCGCUUCCCCGAGGCGUCUGACUUCAGCGGUGACGCCACUGUCGCACUUCAAAGCGCAUCCGGCGAGGUCUAUGCGUCCGCGCAGAUCCCUAUCAGCGGCUCCCAGACGACGUGGACGCAGGUUUACGCGCAACUUACACCGAGCACGUCACCGUCGAGCACCGCAAAUAACUUCACCGUCACGUUCAACUCGUCCGCUGCUGGCAACACGAUCAACUUUGCUAUGUUUUCGCUCUUCCCACCCACGUUCAAGAACAGGGCGAACGGUAUGAGAAUCGAUGUUGCCGAGGCACGCUAUAUCGCGUUGCUCACGCUUCAAAUAUUACUCAUGCGCCCUUCGUUCUUCCGCCUUCCCGGAGGCAACAACCUUGAGGGUCAGAGUGCCGCCACUCGAUGGAUCUGGAACAACACUGUCGGGGCUCUAGUCGACAGACCUGGUCGUGUCGGUGACUGGGGCUACAUCAACACUGAUGGCCUGGGCCUCUUGGAGUACUUGUAUUGGUGCGAGGAUAUGGAGAUGGAGCCGUUCAUGGCCGUUUGGGCUGGCUAUUCACUCGACGGCACAUCCCUUCCCGAGGACGAGCUCGCGCCGUACAUCCAAGCAGCCAUUGAUCAGAUCAACUUUGUGAUUGGUGAUCCCUCUGAUAGUUCAGCAGCUGCCCUUCGCGCGUCUCUUGGGCGUGAAGAGCCUUUCUCACUUACAUAUGUGGAAGUCGGAAACGAGGACUUCUUUGCAUCAGAGUCGUACAUUUACCGCUGGCGAGACUUUGCGGGAAACCUCACCGCCGCGUUCCCCCAGCUCAAGUUCAUUGCGACCGCCUACCCGUUCAAUCCCAUCCUCGAUCCCACACCGCAGCAGUAUGACAACCACGUCUAUCAAACUCCUGACUGGUUCGCCGAGAACUCAUUCUACUAUGACGACUUUGAGCGCAAUGGCACAUACUACUUCCAAGGAGAGUAUGCUGUGACUUCCACCAAUGCCAGCGACUUGUACGGAACUACCGCCGACGGCCGCUUGAUGUACCCUACUAUUCAGGGCAGUAUCGGCGAGGCUGCGUAUAUGACUGGGUUUGAGCGCAAUGCAGACAUUGUGUUUGCUGCAUCAUAUGCACCUUUGUUGAUGAACGUCGCCGAUGGCGCAUACCAGUGGACACCUAACCUGGUUGAGUUCGACGCCGCCAAUGCUUACAAGUCAACGAGCUUCUACGUCCAGCAGCUCUUCAGUCUCAACCGCGGCACCGAAUACUUGCCUAGUACGCUGCCCGAUCCGAGUGGCACUGUCUUCUGGAGUGUGACAAGCGACUCCAGUACGCUCGCCAUCAAGCUCGUCAACUAUGCGAACACAACAGAGGAUGUGACUUUCCAGCUUCCGUUUGCCGUUUCGUCAUCUGCGACUGUCACAGUUCUAACUGGUGACCCAACUGCGAGCAACACACCGACAAACCCGAACCUCGUCACGCCUACAACGACUGCCGUGACUAUUGCACAGGCGUUCAACUACACUGCACCGGCGUACAGCCUUAGCGUGCUCAAUAUUGAAUUGUCCUGA